Molecule: messenger RNA, 7156 nt
Organism: Polyodon spathula (Mississippi paddlefish)
Lineage: Eukaryota; Metazoa; Chordata; Actinopteri; Acipenseriformes; Polyodontidae
Product: collagen alpha-1(XVIII) chain-like
Exons: 43
Coding region: 94-5178 (1694 amino acids)
Molecular function (GO): protein binding
Source: RefSeq, a predicted model, not a curated record
AGAAGGGGGAGUGCAUACUGUGAAGUGGUAGAGGGUAUGUCAGUGUUAACUGCCAGACCCUGAGAGAGUGAGCAGUGAGCCAGCUUGUGUCUGAUGGCUAAGUUUGAGAACAUGUUGGGUUGCUCCCUGCUCCUGUUAGCUUGUGUUAGUUACUCUGAUGCCCAGUGGAGAUGGUGGCUAUUUGGCAAAGAUGCCCAGGCAACUACACAGACCUCAGCAACCCAGGAGAAACAGGGAAUACAGACUACUACUAGUGAGGCUACAAGCCUGGAGACCACCACGGUCAUCCUACAAGCCCACGAAGAAGGACUUUUGAGUGUUUCAACAAGAAGCCCUGAUUCAGAAGCAGUUUCUCCAACUACAGGACCACCACCACCAGGGCCAGUGACCGAAGAGAACCUUGCUGGAGUUGGGGCUCAGAUACUGAAUGUGGCUGAAGGGAUCCUCAGCUUUGUCCAGACGUGGGACCAAAAACCAACAGCAGGAGCAAAAAACGAUGCAGUAGAGGUUUCUACCUCCCCUGCUGAAGACAAAGAGACAACAACCGAUGGACAUAAGAUGGAUAGGGGCACAACUUUGCCCAUUGCUAGGCAGGUUACAGAGCAGCCAAAGGAUGUAGCCACAUUUCUACCAGUUACCAAACCUUGGGUGGAACAUCACUUGCUAGAAAAUGGUACUACAACCCUUCAUACGAAAUUGUUGUUGGAGAAUUUACCAGAAGUUAAUUUGGAGUCGUCGGGGGAAGGGGAGAGUGUGUCCUCAAUGGGAGAGAGCCAGUCUGAAGCUGGACAACUGGAAAUGGGAAACCUCACAUCUUCUUUUAGCAAUAUCACAAGUGGCGAGUUUUUGCAAGUGGACAAUAUCUCGGACUGGCGGGAUUCGAUGACCAAUGAGAGCUUGCAUGAUGUGAAAGCGGUGGCGGGCUUUGUAAAGAUGCAACUAUCCGACAAUUUAACAGACUUUGCCAAUUGGACGACUGCAGGGAAUGGUACUAGCAACACGGGUAACCAAAUUGAAGAUGAUGUAGGUGUAUCCUUACUACAGUUGAUAGGCGACCCGCCUCCAGAAGAAAUCACCAAAAUCUACGGUCCAGACAACAGCCCUGGCUAUGUGUUCGGCCCAGAUGCCAACACAGGCCAGCUGGCUCGUGCUCACCUUCCCAGUCCCUUUUACCGGGACUUCUCGCUCCUCUUCCACCUGCAGCCGACCACCCCCAAUGCUGGUGUGAUCUUCUCCAUCACAGACCCCACACAGGCAUCCAUGUAUGUGGGUGUAAAGCUGUCUGCUGUCCAAGCAGGCAAACAAAAGGUCCUCUUCUACUACACAGAGCCAGGGUCCCAGACCUCCUACCAGGCAGCAGCCUUCAAUGUUCCAUCGCUAGCCAACCGCUGGACACGCUUCGCCAUCAGUGUGGAGGGUGAAGAGGUGUUCUUCUUCUUGGAUUGUGAGGAGUCUGAAGCAACCCGUUUCGAGCGUUCACCCGACGAGAUGGAGUUGGAAAGUGGCGCAGGGGUCUUUGUUGGUCAGGCUGGAGGAGCAGAUCCAGACCGAUUUGUGGGUGUCAUUGCUGAGCUCAGGCUAGUUGGAGAUCCAAGAGCUGCUGAGAGACACUGUGAUGAAGAUGGAGAUGAUUCUGAUGCUGCCUCUGGUGAUUUUGGAAGCGGAUACGAGGAGAAACCGAAAAUUGAAACGGUGACACCUCCUGCCCAGAGACCACUGAAACAGCCCCCAGUGACAGCGCCCUCUACGGGAAGGAAGGAGAAGCUCUCACCUCAAACCACUGCUGAGACUGCUAGGAAGCAGAUAGUCGACUCUCAAACUCAUUCUGAAGUGAAAUCCCAGCCAGUUGUCCCAGGUCAAGCUGGUCCUACAGGCCCGGCCGGUCCCAAAGGAGAGCAGGGGGAGAAAGGCGAUCGAGGUGAAAGAGGGCCCCAGGGUGCAAAAGGAGAGAGCGUGGGGGCUGCAGGGGGCACUGCUGGCCCUCGUGGUGAGAAGGGAGAAAAUGGCAUGAAGGGAAGUGCUGGCUUUGGCUACCCCGGCAAGAAGGGAGACACUGGUGACCCUGGCCCCCCAGGACCUCCUGGUCCCCCCGGCCCGGCCGCGGAGCGGGUGGAGCGUGGAGACGGCAGUGUCGUGGAGAAGAUAGUGGGAGCAAGAGGACCCCCUGGACCAGCCGGCCCACCGGGACCCAAAGGAGCAGACGGAGAGCCUGGUGACCCUGGUGAAGAUGGCAUUGCAGGUCCUGCUGGCCCUCCUGGCUUUCCUGGGAUUCCAGGGGACCCUGGCCAAAAGGGCGAGAAGGGCGACCCUGGUGAAGGCAAACCUGGACCAAGAGGACCCCCUGGCUUGCCAGGACCAGCGGCGUCCCGCUCACAGACCUUUUUUGACAUGGAAGCUUCCGGAUUCCCUGAUCUGGACAGCAUUCGGGGCCCCCAAGGGCUUCCUGGUAUUCCAGGCCCUCCUGGUCCUCCUGGCCCCCCUGCAGACCCCAGCCUGUCAUCUGGACGGCCUGCUUUAAUUGGGCCACCUGGACCAAGAGGGAUUGAUGGGAAGGAUGGCAUUCCUGGUGCUCAAGGGCCCCCAGGCCCCCCAGGUCCUCCAGGAAAUAAUGGCCAACCAGGACUGAUUGGACCCAGAGGAGAAAAGGGUGAUGCAGGCGAUUUGGGACUUCCUGGAGCUGUUGGUGAAAAGGGCACCUUUCCUCCUGUUCCUCCCUACCUCUUAGAACUGCUCUCCCAUUAUUCAUCAUCUUCUUCCACUGGGGUGCCUGGGUUCGAGGGUUCAAGGGGUGAUGUGGGUCCCCCUGGUGUUUCAGGGCAGACAGGACUGGCUGGUCUUCCUGGACCAAUGGGGCCAGUUGGACCACCUGGCCCCCCUGGACCUCCAGGCCCAGGCUUCCCAGUGGGCUUUGAUGAUAUGGAAGGGUCAGCAUUCGGUUUAAUAAAUGUUCCAGGAGUCAGAGGGCCAGUUGGACAACCGGGUAUUCCUGGUCCACCUGGUUUGCCAGGCAUACCGGGUAACAAUGGAUUGCCUGGUCUUCCAGGAGCAAAGGGAGAAGAUGGUUCUCCAGGGUUCUCAGGGGUAGAUGGACGGCCAGGGUUAGAUGGAUUCCCCGGUCUGGAAGGACCAAAGGGUGACAAAGGGGACAGGGGCGAAAAAGGCGAGCAGGGUCGAGAUGGGGUUGGAAUUCCUGGUCAGCCCGGCCUACCCGGACCUCCUGGACAGAUCAUCUAUCAGUCAGGCAACGGAAUACCAGGCCCACCUGGUCAAGCAGGUUUUCCAGGCCCGAGGGGACCAAAGGGCGACAGAGGAGACUCGGGACCACCAGGAUAUGGAAUAAAGGGAGAAAAGGGAGAACCUGCUGCCAUUAUCGGUCCUGAUGGAAAUAUCCUGAGCAGUGCAUUUCUUGGUGGACUUGGAGGAGAAAAGGGUGACCCAGGAGUCCCUGGACCGGUUGGCCCUGUGGGUCCUUAUGGUCGCCCUGGCCAGAAGGGUGAAAUUGGUUUACCUGGCAGGCCUGGUCGUCCUGGCAUUAAUGGAUUUAAAGGUGAAAAGGGGGAGCCAAGUGACGUCCAUAGUGGUUACGCUGUUAGCGGUCCCCCUGGCCCCCCCGGGCCCCCCGGCCCCCCUGGUCCUCCAGGACAAUUCACUGAACGCUAUGACUAUAAUGAAGCUGUACCAAGAUAUCCAGGUUUACAAGGUCCCAAGGGAGAGAGGGGCUUCCCAGGCUACACAGGAGAGAAAGGAGAGCAAGGGCAGCCUGGCCUGCCUGGACAAUCAGGUGGUCUCCCAGACUUUGAUAUUUAUGCAUUAAAGAGAGAGCUGAAGGGAGAACAAGGUGACAAGGGAGUGCAGGGUGAGAAGGGAGAACCAGGCGGUGGAUACUAUGACCCUCGUUAUUCUGCAUCUCAAGGUCCCCCUGGACAGCCGGGUAGCCCUGGACUGCCGGGUCCUAAGGGUGACUCUAUCCAAGGCCCUCCUGGUCCCCAGGGACCUCCAGGAACCCCAGGGGUUGGGUACGAUGGGCGUCCAGGACAACCAGGCCCGCCUGGCCCACCCGGACCUCCAUCGCUGCCUGGAGCUUUCAGGCAGAGUAUCAGUAUUCCAGGCCCACCUGGACCCCAGGGCCCUCCAGGCCCUCCCGGACAGUCCUCCGGGCAGGUUACCAUUUUGAGGACUUACCAAACCAUGAUCACCACAGCGCGAGGACUGCCAGAAGGAACUAUGAUCUUUGUCUCGGACAAGGCAGAUAUCUAUAUCCGAGUGCGGGAUGGAUUUCGUCAAGUUCUGCUUGGGGACUACACACCAUUCUUUGGAGGCGGUGUCCUUGAAAAUGAAGUGGCCGCGGUGCAGCCACCACCGGUAGUGCAUUUCUCACAAGGCCAUUCCCCCAACAGCGGGGCUGGACACAUUUCCCAGAAUGAACCUGUAAACAGGCAGCCAGAGCAACGACCACACUGGCCGCAUCCUCCCCAUCAGCCAGACCAGGGCCAUGUUGUCUACCCCAGCACCCCGGAGCGACAGCCAGCAGGGAGGAACCCAGCAAGGCCAGAAUUCAGCUAUCCCAGUUACCCCAGCCCCCCCCAUCGAAGACCCAGCCAGCCUGAGAUUACACAGCCUGCAGGUCAUGAACAUGGCACAGGCCCUGCUCUCCAUCUGAUAGCCCUGAACGCUCCCCAGACUGGAGACAUGCGUGGAAUCCGUGGAGCAGACUUCCAGUGCUUCCAGCAAGCCCGAGCAGUGGGACUGACCGGUACUUUCCGUGCGUUCCUGUCUUCCAAACUCCAGGACCUUUACAGCAUUGUGCGGAGAGCUGACAGAGCCACGUUGCCCAUCGUCAAUCUCAGGGAUGAGGUGCUGUUUGAUAACUGGGAGUCACUGUUUGAUGGGUCGGAUGCUCAGAUGAAGCCCAAUGUUGCAGUCUACUCCUUUGAUGGGCGGGAUGUUCUCAGAGACAACACCUGGCACCAAAAGAUGGUCUGGCACGGGUCGAACAACAAAGGCCAUCGGCUCACUGACAAUUACUGCGAGACUUGGAGGACUGGUGACCAGGCCGUGACGGGUUUUGCUUCCUCCAUUCAGGCCGGCAGGCUUCUCCAGCAGCGCCCUAGCAGCUGCACCAGCUCCCACAUCGUCCUGUGUAUCGAGAACAGCUACAUCUUACAAUCCAAAAAAUAAAGGAACCCCAAUGGCAAACCUGUUGCAGAUGACAACGUAUGGCUCCCAAUACACGGUUUCCGCAUUGCAGGGCAGUUUUCUAUUUUUCCUCUACUGUAUUCAUUGAAUGCCAAAGAGCUGGGUUUUUAACAAAAAUGUGUUUACUCUCCUCCUUUAUGGGGCAUUGGCACAUAUUCCUAGGGGAAACAUCAGAGAAGCAAAACUAAUUUUGGCAACUGGUAACUGUUUAUAUUGUUGUAUAUGAAACUUGUGUGUGUGUGUGUGUAUGUGUUUUUUAUUUUUUGUCCUUUUUGUUUCUCAGUGUCUCUGGUAUAUUUGUAACCAAUUUUAGCUAUACACCCAUUUUUUUUCCCAUUCGAGGACUGUAGCAUAUUGAGGAUUUGUGCAACUUUUUGGUAUUUUUUAGAUUAAAAACAUAUAUAUUUAUUUUGAAAGUUGUAGUUCAUGAAACACAAAAAUAUGGAGAAUCUGAGAACCACUGAGAUUUUAAAUUAUGCAAUAUAAUUUUAUAAUACACCCUUUCUAAAUAAAGAACUCAAUAUGCUACAGUCAUCAUCUUUUUAUACCACAACUUAAACAUGUAAAAAAUAUCUAACUGUAUAUUAACACAUUAAGAUUAAACAUUAUUAAUGAAUGUUCAUUGAGAAAGAAUAGGUUCAGCGGGUUAAGAUCGUAGGAUGUGUUUUAAGGUUUUCCCUAAAAAGUUUGUAUAACCCUAACCCUUAAAUUUUUUUUUGUACAAGAAAAAAAUCAAGAAACAUAUGGCAAAAAUAAAAAAAAAAAUACAGAAAGGUCAAUAGGCUAGUACCACAUAUCCCAGAAAGCAACCAUUUUAAAGGGAUGUAGUUAAUGAAAUAAUUCUACAAAUCUUACCUGUCAUGCACUUCAUUCGACCUUUUACAUUUAUAAGCAGUUUUGAAAGAACCAUGUUAUAGAAAGCUUGUAUUUUUUUUCAAACAUAUUUACUACCAUACUAGGUUAAAGAAAGGUAUUGGAUUAAAUUGGUCGAUUCGGUCAGGUAUGUAUGUAGCAAACCUACAUUUAAUGUACUACAAUACAGUAUUUUAGUAUACCGUACAAUGACAAUAUAGCUAUUACUAUGCCUACUGUUCUAAGUUACAGGCUUUACUUUCUUGUAUUCUGUUAGCGUUUCACCUUCUAAAUUUAAUACUAAAGCAGCUUGUUGGUUAAUGACAGGAAAGAAAGCAUUUAAGAGGGGAGCAAAUGUUUGAUAUAGCAUGUGUUUCUUUCAAACUGGUACCUACAGUACAUAGUGAAUGAAAUUGCAUAACCAUAAGAUUUAUGUCAUUAUUUCGUUAGCUAUAGCCCCUUAAGUUGACUAGUUUGCAGUAGUAAAAAAAAAAAAAAGCCUUGUAUUGUACACAGGUAAUGCCCAUUAUAGAGUGAAUCUCACGUAUUAGUAUGUAAUAAAUGUUAACAAGUGAUUAUCUUUAUAUAUAUUUGAGAUGCAUCAAAGGCAAACCAGAUGCAAAUGCUAACACAUGUUUAAAUAGUAAUUCACACUGAGAAAGCAAGUUCUGACAAUAAUAAUAAGUAAUACAUUUAAUGGAAGGGAGGCUUUGUCAAUGCUGUUAUUAAUACCCAUAAAAUGGUAUGCUACAUGUAAUGAGUGUUUAACGGUAGCAAUCAUAAACAUCACAUUUUACCAUACAUGGGGAUUUAAAGAGUUUUAAACCCUUAACAGUUUUAAAUCAGUGCUACUUUGUUUUAAACUACUGUUGUGACGAUCCAUUCAGAACACAAGAAAUGUUUGUUAUGAAGACACUUUGUAUUAUAUUUUUUUAACCUAUGUACUCCUUUUGUUAACUAUGACUGACUGCUGUAGUGUUAUCAAUAUUACACUCUUGACUGAACCAGUAUAAACAUGUGGAUUUCCAAUCUGACUCUUGCUGCUUUUGGAGCCUGUAUGUGCUGUAAACAAUUUUUCUGAAGCACUGAAUAAAGUCAAAUGGUCUUA